Molecule: messenger RNA, 5844 nt
Organism: Bicyclus anynana (squinting bush brown)
Lineage: Eukaryota; Metazoa; Arthropoda; Insecta; Lepidoptera; Nymphalidae
Product: homeobox protein 2
Exons: 10
Coding region: 1025-4549 (1174 amino acids)
Source: RefSeq, a predicted model, not a curated record
GUAACAUUUUAAAGACAUUCUUUUGUGUUUUUUUCAUCCAUAUUUUUGUCCUUUUCCAUCCUAAGCAAGCUUUAUUCUCGGAACCCUUCAGACGCCGGUGUGAUUUAUGCCCGCCCUUCUCCUGAAUGGAUACGUCAAACCGCUCUUCCCAAAAGUGCCACUCGUUAGUUCCAUUUUUAAAUUAAAAACCGGCCAACGGAAAUUGUGUCUCCGGUGUUGUCAGCACCGCGCCGUCACGAUAAUUCAAAAGCUUCGUGAGAUUCGUUUCAUUCUACCGCUUGAUUGGGUUUUAGGCGGAAACGGGAUUCGUUAGCGGAGAGAGGACUAUGGUUUCGUAGUAAUUUUUGUAUCAGAUCAGUGCGUCCACGGGGGCCAGGCCAGUCGGCACUUUGUUAUACUCGGCGCGCACGCUGCCGCUGCCGCUGCGUUGCGUUAACGUUUAGUUCAGUCCGCAUUUCGAACAAGAAUAGCCGUCGGUUCAGAUUGUUCUCCGCUGGAACCGGCUCAUCUUAUUUUGAAUUAGUUCAGUAAUAAAAACCAUCCAUUUGAUUGUACGCGGCGUUAAAAAAACCGUGCAAUCAUUAGUGCGUCGGUACAGUAAAUUUCUGCUGUAUCCUGAAAUUAGCGUCAAUAUUUUUUAUCACCAUAUAUACAUACGUGAUACUUUAUUGAUAAGAGUGAGUAUACACAGAUAACACCAUAGCGACGCUCAGUUACAUACACUUCAGUUAUAAAACUCGCGUAACAAUUAGUGUUAACGGAUCGGACGCGUUUUCAGUUCUUGUUUUAGAUACAAGCCAGUGAUUGUAGUGAUGUGUAUGAGUGAUGCGCCUGCGCCGGUGCAAGUAUAGAGUGUAGCGAUAGACCUAUUUUCGUAUCACGGAAAUAAGAGCGGUAAAAGGAGCAAAAAGCAUUCACUAACUAAAAACUUGAGGACGCAUUACGAGAGUGUAUUUUUGUCUGAUGUGAUUAAAUGUCCGCACCGGUUGAGUGAAUAGACAAUAUUUAGUGUAUUACUACCAAAAUGAAGAAAAGGACAAUAUCGAAACUGAUUUCAAUAUUUGGCUCAAAGAAAGGCAAAAAACAACAACAGUCGUCGAAAAGCUCGCGGUCGCCGUCGCCGGAGUCAGCGGGACCAGCCUCUCCAGCCAGUAACGAAUCCUUCCGCCCUAUCCUCCGCACUCCGCCACCCUCCCACAGCGGUCCACCCCCCUCCCCACCGGUACCCACCCACCCUGUCGCCCCUGUCGCCCCGGAACCUACCGGCCCUCUGCCUCUCCAACCAUGUCCGGUGUGCGACAGAACCUUCGUGCCUCAAUCCCUCGCCAAACAUGUCAAGAUCUGCGAAAAGAUGAACGUCAAGAAGCGAAAGACCUUCGACUCUUCGAGACAAAGACGUGAAGGCACGGACUUAGAACAAUACUUGCCAAAGAAUUUCGGUCUUCCAGAAAACAGCCCCUUCAUAGAGAAGAGCCCGCCCAAUACUGCCAAGACUGCGCUGAAGCCCAAAUCUCACUCAGUGAGGAGUGCUAUCAUGAAGCCAGUAGCGGACUUGCAGAAGUGUCCGCACUGCAGCCGCAACUUCGGCAUGCGCGCGUUCGAGCGGCACGUGGAGUGGUGCGCGGACAAAGCGAAGAUCCUGCCGGCCGCGCCGCAGCAGCCGCCGCCGCACAUCGCUGACGCCAAGCAGCGGCUCAAUGCGCGCACGCAGUACAAGGCGCCGCCUGUUCGCGGUAGACGGUCAUCGCAAACUCGAGAAAAGUCUUCCAACAGCCGGUCAACAUCAGUGGAGUCGGUGCGCGGGGUAUCCCCGCCGCGCGAAUUCGGUGACUACAGACACGCCAGGACACGAGCAUCGGAAUCGAUGUCAAGUAACGACUGCCAUGAUGAUGCUUCCCCUCACGUUCCCGUUAUAAGGAAUUUGAGAACAUCGCAGACUAAUUCAUCGGGCGAUGCUAACAUCAAAGCGAGGCAAGCUAGACUUGCUAGAGAUCUAAGCAGCUCUAGAAAUAACCAAGAACCAAAAUCACCCCCAGUCCAACAAACCAAUACAGACCCAAAAAUAAUUAAGAAAGGCUCAGAAGCAAAAUCGCGAAACUACUUAAAUACUAAAAAGAAGCAAGACAAAAUAAAGAAGCUCGAGGAGACUAUUUCUAUGUUCAAGAAAAGAACUAAUGACAUGCCAAAACGGAAAAAUAUUAAAAGUUCUAAAAUACCUCUAGAGAACAAAGAACCUACAGCUAAAACUCAAAUCCCAGUACCAAAGAAAAGUAAACCUAAAGAAAAGAAGGUCAUGGAAGUAAAAGUUGCUGAGAAUAAUAAAAAUAAUCUUACAGAUAUCAAAAAGGUUAAGUCUCUAAAACCAGCGGGACCUUUGAAUGCCACUUCUCAAAUAAAACUGAAAGAACAAGUUACAUCCAAACCCAGAAAAGAUGCAAAUACCAUAAAAGAAAGUACUAUGAGUUUGGAUAGUCUAGAUGACGAAGCAAAUACAAACAGAAAUAAGAAAUGUCAAUCAAUAGGUGUAAAUACUGAACUUUUAUGUCCUUGUGUACCAUGUGUAAUACAUGAUACUCUGGAGCAAAAGAUUUUUAUCAAACAGCAAAAUAAAACUAAGCAGUUAGAACAGAAAAACCAUUUAAAUCCAGAAGUCGAGCUAUUGUUCAAAAACCCACAAAUGACAAGUUCUUCUGAUAUGUUUUGCAAAAAUGAAGUACAGGUAGAAUCUUUAGAAGAUGUAACAUUUAUAAACUGUAAUGCAUCACCUAUGACAUUAUGCAACCCAAACCAUGACAAAAAAAAUCGUUUCGAUAGAGCUAAAUCAGACGCGAACCAAACUGUUCACCUUUUAGAAAACAUAGAAGCAGACAAAAGCUGUCACGAACAUAUUAAUAUAUUUAGAGAAAACACAAAAAAAGAUGAUAUUGCAGAUUUAUCCGUAGAAAUUCUAGAAGAUAAUUUAGAACAAGAUGUAAGUGAUAAUAAUUUUGAGGAUUCCUUCGAAAAUAGAAAUGAAGUUAUCGAAAGCGAUAUUAUGUGCCGUUAUGGAAGUGGGGAUACAUAUACUAAAUUUACUGAAGAUCCCGAUGAUUUAGAUGAAUUUAUUAAUUUGACUAAUAAAUUGAUACAAGAAAACAACGAAAGUUAUCAAAAGGUACCUGAUAUUGAAAUAUCGCUUGACAAUAUCCAUACACCUCAGACUAAUUCACUUGAAUCUAUUAAUGAAAAGGCAGAAACUACAACACGUGAUGUUUCAAAUACUUUUCAAGAACUUAAAAAUGACUUGAAAAAUCUUUUAGGAGAAACCAAAGACGAAAAGAAGGAUGUUAAUGAUAUAUUUAACAAUGUAAAUUUACUAGAGGUUAAUGAACGAAACGUUUGUGAUAUGGAUCAUAUUACAAUGUAUGAACUUAAAUUUUAUGAACAAGAGUCAAAUAUACAAAUCGAAAAUAUUAUAUCAGAUAAUCUUUCCUUAGAAAUUAAGUUGCCUGCAAUAAAUGAAACGAACCGAAUCUCUAAAGUAGAAAAGAGUGAGAGAAGUUAUAAACAUUCUAAAAACCAAAAAGGAUAUAAAAAGUGUAAAUUGUUAGGACAACAAAACAAGUGUGAAAAUGAAUACCGAACUUUUAUCAUAAAGGAAAAACAAGAAAAUAGUGACGAAGAACCACCUUUGAAAUUGCCCCGUAUUGAUAUUAAGAGCAAUAACAAUGUUGUGAGUGAUAAACUUUUCCCGUCCUCCGUCAAGCGUUCCACCUCCCUCCUUGAUUCCCUUCAGAAGAAGUCUGGAACAAAAAACGAACACUCAAAAGGUCGCCACCAAACAGACCAGGUAGAAGAAGAUCUUAUGCAAUCUCUAAAAGAUUUCGAUAAAUUUUACGAGUCUGAAAAGAAGGACAACCAAACUUUAAACAAAGAAAUGGUAGUCAGCAAAAAUAAUAAAAAUGUAUGCCACAAUACGGCAAAGAAAGAAUUUCGUCGAACGACUGAUUAUAAGAGAGGUAAAAACGAUAAUACGUCCAACGGAAACUAUACACCGAAUGGAAAAUCAAGCUCCGAUUCAGCGUAUAGCAGGUUAGUCAGCUUAAAUAGAAUUUCACCCUCUAAACUAUCAUUAUGCAAUGCAAAGGAAUCAAAUGGAGUCGCAUCAUUAGAACAAAUACCUGCCAGGUCGGAUUCAAGCGGGAGUCAAAAAGACGACAUUCGCUCUAUAUCCAGUGAAGAGUUCUUGGCUAUGGAACGAUCGGCCGAAUUAGAUGGACCAAUUAAAUCCUCUAAUGUAAUGCAAAGAUCAGAAACUAACAAGGAUGUGGAACCUUUAAACAUAGAUGAUAAGCGCGUGAGCUCCCGCGCAUCAUCCCACCACAGCUCCACGUGGCGGCGACCUGAAGCACUGAGCUCCAGCGGCUCCGACUCGUCCCUUCACCGGCCGCGCAAAGACUCGGUGGAAGCGCCGAGGCUGUCGCGCUUCUGUCACGAGUGCGGCAACAGGUUCCCCGUGGACACGGCCAAAUUUUGCAUCGAAUGCGGUUUUAAGAGACUUUUAAUAUAAACAUUAUUAUGAAUGUGUGUGAAGCGAUUUCUAGUCUAAAUAGUUUGUCGAAGACUUUGAGCUACAGCUUGGCAAGAAAGUGUAGAAGCGGAACUAACUUUUUUUCCCUCUUACAACAAUAAUCAACUUGUCAGUUGUUAGUGUCUAUGCUGUCAAAAGUGAUUAUUCUGUCGUCUUCGGUCUUUGAAGGUUAAGUUGUUAUGGUUACGUUUACGUUUCUCGUAUUCGUGUUGCCAUAUUGCCGAUAGCGGCGCCUCUAUUAAAUUCUACUCUUUUUUUGCCAGGCUAUACGUCAUUUUGCACGGCCAGAAAAGUGUGGCCGUGUCGAUGCCAUUUAUUGUUUCUGCUACAAACGCGGAGAUGUCGAGAGCUUUCUUUCUGUGUGUUAAUCAGUGGCGUGCACGAGGUUUUUGCCUAGGGUAGGCACUAUACGAAUAAAUUGCACAAAACGGAAAAUUCCUUCUCCAAAUAAGCAGUGCAUUUUUGCAUCUAUGAAGUGCGCGCCACUGAUGUUAAUGUAAUACGUAUUUGGGUUUUGCUCAGUGUUAAUACAAUAUUAAUAUUUAUUAACAUUACUGUCUCCGUAAAUGUAACGAGUAAAAGUUUUAUAUAUAUUUUAUUUAUUUUACAGUGUUUUGGGUUAGUUAGUUUAUUAACUUAUUCAACCGCAAAAGGAUCUCUUGGUCACAACAUAAAUGCUUUAUUGUUAUGUUUAUAGAAAAAUUAUAAUUAUAAAAAAUCAAAAAGGUUCCAAGUGCUUAGUAACCAAAUGUAACAAGUAGUUCUAAUAAUUUUUAGUUUUUAUAACUUAGUGUUACCAAAAAUAACUGCUAUAGUAAUUAGUGCCUUCCCUUGGAGUUAAGAGUUUAUUAAUCUUUACUAAAUAUUCCUAAAACAUUUGACGAUUUAUUUAUUGAAAUGGGGCCAGCAGCUUUUUUUUUUAAUUCAAAAAUACUGUGAUAUAUCAGAAAUACAUGACCAUUUAAACUUGAAUUUCAAACUAUCACAAAUUAAUUAAGUGCCAAUUUUUUGUUUUAGUUUUGAAUGGAAUUUUAUGAUUCUAUAUUUUUAAUUAGUUUUUGCACUUGUUACCAAAAGUAUGUUUAUUUUAUAUUUCAUUUAAACAGUUCACGAAUUUCCAAAAUAACAUCUCCUUUUCUACAAAUGUAGCCAUUUCUAACAAGACUGAUUUUAUUUUCACUGGUUUGAAAGUAUGAUCCUAACUUACUGUUAUAAUGCAUUGUUUUUAUUAUUAUUACUAUUGCAAUAUCAUGUAAUAAAUUAACAUUUGAAUA